Medioppia subpectinata is the source of this 573-nucleotide messenger RNA. The record is from the annotation of a GenBank genome assembly. NCBI's taxonomy places the organism in Eukaryota, Metazoa, Arthropoda, Arachnida, Sarcoptiformes, Oppiidae.
AUGGAGGAGUGUUUCGGACUGUUGGGAGUGAACGGCGCCGGAAAGACCACAACCUUUCGUAUGCUUACGGGCGACGAGAGUCUGACGGGAGGCCAGGCCUGGAUCGGCCGGUUGUCACUCCGGCACGACUUACAGCACUUUCAACGAGAAGUGGGUUAUUGUACACAGUUUGACGCUUUGCUCAACAAAAUGACGGGAAUUGAGACGUUGUUUAUGUUUUGCCGGUUAAGGGGUAUGACUGAGGAUAUGAUACCCGCGUAUGUGAAGGAUCUGACAGCUAUGGUAGACCUGACCCCUCACGUCCACAAAUGCACCGAAACCUAUAGCGGCGGUAAUCGACGCAAACUAUCGCUGGCUAUAGCCCUGUGCGCCGCACCGGCCGUCAUAUUCUUAGAUGAGCCAACUGCUGGAGUGGACCCAUCGGCCAGACGUAAGAUAUGGUCAACUCUGGCAUCACUUCAGCGCAUAUAUGGCUCGGCAUUCGUACUGACGUCACACUCGAUGGAAGAGUGCGAAGCCCUGUGCGCUCGGGUGGCCAUUAUGGUCAACGGACAGCUCCAGUGCUUGGGAUCU